CGGGUUUUCUCUCGAAAAAUGGCAGAUGCUGGAAGUGGAGAACUUCCUGGUUAACAAUAAAUCUAAGUUUUGAUACAUCAUCAUACAAUUGGAUGGACACAGUAUUGGAUUUUUAUAAUCCCCAUAAGCCUGGUUGAUCAACCGAGACAUCAAAGAAUGCACAACAAAUCCGGCAUGGAUGCGAUUCCGUUCAAGUUUCUCAACCACAGCACUCAGUAUCAGCUUGCCAACAAGCUUGACCCGAAAGCUCCACUAACGGGUAACGACUGGCGCAUGUUGGCCGAAAAGCUGGGUUACAAAACUGAACAGAUCUAUGUACUUGACGAGCAGAAAACAUCUGAUGGUCGUAACACGAUCAAGCUGUUUGCAGACUACGCAAAGCGGCAGGAAAGUACAGUGAACAAAGUGAUUAAAGCUUUGAAGGACAUGGACCGCAGUGAUGCCCUCCAAGUGUUGCUUGAUGCAAUGCCAGCAAUUGAACAGAGUUACCGUGACGAGUUGGAGAUGCAGCAUCAACGAAGUCAGCCAAUGGAACACGAAAUGAGCCACUGGUCCCAGGCAAACUCGACUCACCACCCACCAUCUCCAUCCUGCUACAACGCCAACAUCAGCUGCCACUGCAUUCACCAGAGUCAGCCGCCACAUAGAGAACAGCCUUGUCUGAGCUGCACAUCAUCAGCGGCGGCAGCAGCAGCAGCAGCAGUGGCAUACAAUGGUUAUCAUCACUGCUUCACAACAUCCGUGAAUCAUUCACCAUACAGAUCACAUGGCUGUGAGAUGAACGGACUUCUUAAACGACCACACGAUCCAGAAAUGCACCAUCCACCCUUCAAUUGUCACAGCAACAGUUUACACAACAGUCACGUAGGGGGAAUGGCAGCUGCAUACAGUGUGUGCCAGACGAAACAGAAGUUGGUUGUGCAUGACAUGAGAUCGCGAACAGCAGAAGAAGAGAACAGUAGCAUGCUUGCACAAGCAGAUUUGAAUCGCAGUGAUGAAUUUUCGUUGGUCGAGAAUGAUGUUGAAAUGAUCGAAGAUCAUGUGCCGCUACCUAAUGCAAUCUUUAGGGCACAGAACCAGGUGAUGAAUAUACCUUCACUCUUAAGUCCCGAUAUUGAUAUAGCUCGCGAGGAAGAGGUUUCGACGUCUGCUUCAGAAGAUUUCUCUUCUGGAGAUUCAGAUCUAGGACCACUGAGCGAAGGAUUGAAUUACUACAGGCAAAUGUCUGAGGAGUGUAACGCUAACCAGCCCAUGAAAAACAGGGGCCUCAGGAAAGAUUAUGCUUUUAAGAAUAUUCCAAAAAGUGCAAGUGACUAUGAUGUGCCCUCUGGUCCUUUGCCAUUAGAGAAUUUGAAACGGUUGGCGAAUCUACCGAAACAGUAUAUGCCGGAACAAGCAUAUAAAACAUUCGUUGCAGAACAAAAAGUGGAUGAUUCUCAGCAGAAAAUGAAAGUAGGUCGCGAUGAAAGGAAUUCUUUUUCUACAUGUGUUCCUUCCAGAGGUGCUUCAAAGUGUCAGGCCGAGGGCUCGGAUCCGAAAAGAGUUAGUCCGAAGUUGAAAAACGGCUUGAUUAAUACUCCAAAGACAUUCCCCAUGAGAGUGAAGCCUCAGAGUACGGGAGUGACGAUCUCGGAGCUGCGAGAGCAGCACGAGAAAACCACCACAAUAACGAAGUCUGUCUCUCUGCCCAAUGAUAUGAAGCCAGAGGUCUUCAGGAGAGCGUUCCGGCACAUCAAGGUGUUUGUGACGUACUCCCAGGACAACAAGAAGCACGUCCAGCGGGUACUCAGUCUGUGUAACUGUCUGCUCAAGAACGGUUUCUCAUGUUCUGUUGAUGUCCAGGGCAGGAAAAUGGAGAACUGUGUACAGUCUAUUGCUGAUGUGGACUGGUACAGGCAGAAGUUUGUCGAGGCUGAUUUUGUGCUGGUGUGUGUGUCGAAGAAAUACCGUGCGGACCUGGAGAACAACGACGGAGACAGCUUUAGCGACAACAAGCUGCAUACCAAGUACAUCUACAAGCUGAUGGUUGGGGAGCAUGACACGAACCAGCACCGCAGUCUGCGCUAUGUGCCCGUGCUCAUGGAGGGCGUCACGCACGACCUCAUCCCCGGCUGGCUGCAGCAGACCACCGUCUACCGCUGGCCCGUCCAGUACAAGGACCUGCUGUGGAUGCUGUCCAAGCCUGAGGAGCGGAUUAACCCCAGAACUAAAUCAUAUAGCCAGUACAACAACAUGGGUGUCUCUCCGGAAAUAAGGCGAUAGCACUUACCACUAUAUUGGCAUUGCAGACUUUGGACAAAAAUGGCUUAAUACAGCAAAAUGACAAUGUAUACUACAAUAGGAGAGAAUUAUUUACAUCAUAUUGGCUUGCAGAUGUUUUGAAUUUUGCAAAAAUGAAUGAAAUAUCUUCUAAAAUGAGGCAGUUGUUGAGGUUUUGAAUGGUAAAACAGCAUGGACUUCGGAAGAAAUUCAAAAUGUUGUUUUUUGGGGUGUUUUUUUUAAUUCAGUAGCAGCAGUGGUCAUAAUGUGUUCUUAGGAUUACAUCAGUUGAAGUCUCACUAACAUAAUAAGCUUGUUUAUACUGUAAGAUCAGUGCUAUAGCUGAUGAUGACACAUCAACUUUGGCAAAACAGCUACAUAUCAUCUCCUUUUUACUGAAGAAUCAUAGGUAGUAAAAAUCAGCCAAGAAUGUGAAGGAAGUGUAUUUGUUUUGAAAAUGUGUUUCUAUUCUAAACUGAGACAUGGCUACAGUUAUACCCAUACCUGUCUACUAAAUAUGGUUUUGUCAAUAAUUUCAGUUUGGCUUGAUGUUAAAUUAAACAUGGUGGUUUUGGCAUUAUAAAAUGUUCUGUAGAGCAAUGUUCUGUACACUUUGAGUGCAGUGUGAUGAAAUGUUGCUGUAGUUUGAAGACAGUUUAAAGUUUGAAAUGAAUAAAUGUUUACUGACACCAUUGCUCAUGUAAACUAAUUUGGCAGGUGGGUGUCAAAUGAAUUAAAGCUAAAGUUGGAGUAUUAUGUAAAAAGUUUAAUUUUUGUGAAUUUAUUGAUGUAUAACAGUCACAAAUUGUAUAAAAUUGCAUAGCAUAGUGAAGUAAUUUUAUACUAAAUUUGUGUUUGUCCUACAUUGAUAAAUUCACACAAAAUUAAUUGUUAUAAUUACAAACAACACAACUUAGUUCAAAAUACACAUGAAUCAAGUUUUUAGUGUCCUUUCCAUAACUCCUUUUAUAUAAUGAUGUCUCAUUUUGCAUAAUGGUAGCAUUCAGUGUUUUUAAGUUAAAUUAGCCAGUCAGAAUCUAAGAAGUUGUAUAACAACAGAAAUGUUAUAAUUAUACUCUAUUGUACCUUCAGUGAAUUAGAUGAAAUGUGCUGUACAGCCACUGUGGUUUUUAUUUCAAGUAUUGUAACAUAUCUUGAGUUUGAACUUUAAAUAUGACAUAACUGAUAUUUAUUUGUUAAUUUCUACUUGCACUUACUGCAAUUGUACCAUUCUGGAAGCUAUAAAAAUUGUUUUGCCAUUUAAAUUAUAUGUUUACUUUCUCUCAAAAAGAUGCAGUAGCAGAUUUGCAUCUUCAGGGCUCGAACUUAAGAAUUUGUCUCCCACGGCAGUGUUUAAACGAAUUAUAAUGGAUGAAAAAGUCCACCGACAGCAAUUUUGAGCCUGCCUAUAGCAAUUUUUUUUAAAGUGACAAUUGCAGCAAAUAAACCUGACUGAAAGGCUGUCUUGUUAUAUGUAGACAUCUUUUAAAUCAACUAGGUGUAUACAUUUUGCCAUUGUUGAGGAGCUUUACUGACGGCACAAAAGUGCCAUCGGUGAUACUCUCUACCUACAGCAACUUAUAUCUCAACGACGGCAAUCGUUAAGUUCGAGCCCUGAUCUUUACAGUGUACAUUCAUUAUGCUUUGUGAUACAUAUUAAAAUAUAUAUAUUACGAAAUGUUAAUAUUGAUUUAUGUCAUAAUAUAUACACUUUGAUCUUGUUACAGUUGCCACUUUUAUCGUUUUAUUGGCUAAUUUUAUUAUGGUUUAAUCAUGUGAUAGAUCAAUACUGUUUGUUAAUUAUGAUUAGAAUAUAUCUAAAACAAAGUAUGGACCACAUAAUAACUUGUUUUGUAUGUGUAAAGAACUCGAUAACAAGUAUCACAGUAGAGGAUUAGUAACGAAUGUUUUUUAAUAUAGAAAGUAUCAACGGAAUCUAAGUUAAAAGGCCAAGACAAAUACAUGUUUCAAUUAAGUAAAUGAAGUUGAUAUUUUACAUACCAUAUUAAAAAACUGAAGUAGUGAAUUCUAAUGAUCCUAUAACACGUAUAAAAUAAAAUAAAUAAUUCAAUAUUUAGUGAAUCUCAGUUCUUCUUUGGUAACAUGACAUCAUCAUGUUUGUCACAAAUUUAGUUUGAUGUCGCACAAUUUAAUUAAACCUUAUCAAAACAUUACAAUCAGGUGUACAGAUCUUGUUGGCCCAUUGUCGGAAAUAGGUCGCUCCUGUAAUUGCCAUCACCGUGAAGAUUGCUGUGGGGGUUUUAAUUCUUCACAGGCUUUGACUAUAUUCAAUUUUAUUUUCUGUGGCAUUUUUAUUUUUUUAUUUUUUUGCUGUGGACAUUUUCAUACUUGCAGGGUUUGUAGAUACAUUAAACAGUUUAAUAUACCAAAAUAUCAAAUGGAUUUAUGGCAUGGAUAUUAUGGGUAAAUUACGGUAUGUGAUUUAGAGAAUAACUAACAAGCUACGAGGAAUUAUGAAUUAUCUGUCCCGAGUGAAUGA
Gigantopelta aegis is the source of this 4759-nucleotide messenger RNA. RefSeq lists its product as uncharacterized. The record is from RefSeq and is a predicted model, not a curated record. Gene Ontology annotation, biological process: positive regulation of canonical NF-kappaB signal transduction; signal transduction; humoral immune response. Bases 157 to 2262 code for a protein of 701 amino acids. Lineage: Eukaryota; Metazoa; Mollusca; Gastropoda; Neomphalida; Peltospiridae. Gene Ontology annotation, molecular function: protein binding. The transcript is spliced from 6 exons.